AUGUCCAUUGUAUCUCUCCUCGGCAUCGAGGUCCUCAACAAUCCCGCGCGUUUCACCGACGCGUACGAAUUCGAGAUCACAUUUGAAUGCUUGGAGCCUUUGAAAGGCGAUUUGGAAUGGAAAUUGACCUACGUUGGUAGUCUGAGAUCGCUAGAUCACGACCAGGAACUUGAUUCCAUAUUGGUGGGUCCUGUUCCGGUGGGAAUCAACAAAUUUCUUUUCCAGGCCGAUCCUCCUUCCCCUGAAUUGAUUCCUGCGAGCGAAUUGGUCAGUGUGACGGUGAUAUUGUUGUCCUGUUCCUACGCUAAUCGUGAAUUUGUUAGAGUGGGCUACUAUGUGAACAACGAAUACGACCUGGAGGAGUUGCGCGAAAACCCUCCUACAAAGGUGCAGGUGGAGCAUGUCACCAGAAACAUCUUGGCCGAGAAGCCACGUGUGACCCGCUUCAAUAUUGUUUGGGAUAAUGAAGAUGGCACCGCUGACCAGUAUCCUCCUCAGCAACAGGUAGACGAGGAGGAUGAGGAGGAAGAAGAAGAAGAAGAGGAGGAAGAGGAAGAAGAGAACGAGGAAGAGUUGGAGGAUGAGGAUGAGGAGGGCGAAGAGGUUGAAGAAGAGGAAGACCUCAACGACGAAGAUAUGGAGGAGGACUUGGAGGGCGAAGGCGAGGAUGUGUCGCAGGCCAACAUUGAAGAAGGCAGUGGUCUGGGCGCUGCAACUCCUAGAGAUAAGGCGCUGGAAAGUUAG
Messenger RNA from Australozyma saopauloensis, 744 nucleotides. It is a transcript of the gene ASF1, whose product is annotated as nucleosome assembly factor. Bases 1 to 744 code for a protein of 247 amino acids. Gene Ontology annotation, molecular function: histone binding. NCBI's taxonomy places the organism in Eukaryota, Fungi, Ascomycota, Pichiomycetes, Serinales, Metschnikowiaceae. Gene Ontology annotation, biological process: DNA replication-dependent chromatin assembly; nucleosome disassembly; nucleosome assembly. Gene Ontology annotation, cellular component: chromatin; nucleus. The record is from RefSeq and is a predicted model, not a curated record. The transcript has a single exon.